AUGAGCAACAAAGAAGGACACGGAGGCUUCAGGAAGAGGAAGCACGACACUUUCCCCCACGGCCAGCGGAGGGACGGGAAGGACGUGAACUCGGCGUCACCCGUGAUGGUGGCCUUCAAAGCAUUUCAGCAGGAACUUGAUGCCAGACAUGACAAAUACGAGAGACUUGUGAAGCUGAGCCGGGAUAUCACAGUGGAAAGUAAAAGGAUAAUCUUUCUGCUCCAUAGGAUUACAAGUGCUCCUGACAUGGAGGAGGUACUGGCGGAGUCGGAAGUGAAGCUGGACGCGGUCAGACAGAAGAUCCUGCAGGUGGCCCGGGAGCUGCUGGGGGAGGAGAUGCAUCAGUUCCACAGAGCCAUCACGACGGGACUACAGGAAUAUGUGGAGGCCGUCUCUUUUCAGCACUUUAUCAAAACACGAUCACUUAUCAGUAUGGAUGAAAUUAAUAAGCAGUUGGCAUUUACACCCGAAGAGAAUGGGAAAGAAAAUCAGACUCCCUCUCCCGAUGCCCAGGAUAAAGAGUUGGGUCCCUGGAGGCUGAGAAUCACGCCCGUGGACUACCUCCUGGGCGUGGCGGACCUGACGGGCGAGCUGAUGCGGAUGUGCAUCAACAGCGUGGGCAACGGCGACAUCGACACGCCCUUCGAGGUGAGCCAGUUCCUGCGCCAGGUGUACGACGGCUUCUCCUUCAUCGGCAACACCGGCCCCUACGAGGUGUCCAAGAAGCUCUACACCCUGAAGCAGAGCCUGGCCAAGGUGGAGAACGCCUGCUACGCCCUCAGAGUCCGCGGCUCGGAGAUCCCCAAGCACAUGCUGGCCGACGUCUUCUCCGUGAAGACGGAGAUGAUCGAUCAGGAGGAGGGCAUUUCUUAG
This is a messenger RNA of Pipistrellus nathusii (Nathusius's pipistrelle), 873 nucleotides long. NCBI's taxonomy places the organism in Eukaryota, Metazoa, Chordata, Mammalia, Chiroptera, Vespertilionidae. The record is from the annotation of a GenBank genome assembly.